Molecule: messenger RNA, 1812 nt
Organism: Rhizoctonia solani
Lineage: Eukaryota; Fungi; Basidiomycota; Agaricomycetes; Cantharellales; Ceratobasidiaceae
Product: CAP-Gly domain protein
Exons: 10
Coding region: 1-1812 (603 amino acids)
Biological process (GO): poly(A)+ mRNA export from nucleus
Cellular component (GO): nucleus
Source: RefSeq, a predicted model, not a curated record
AUGGAAGCUAAACUCACUCAAGUCGCUGAACUUAAAGAGAUCCUCACGAAAUCAAGCACGCCUAUUCCUAGCAAGGCAAACAAGGCGGAUCUUAUAGCCAAGAUUCUAGCUACUCCUGAUGCUUUGAAGCUUGCCGGUGGUGGCGAAGCUGCUGCACCCGCACCUGCGCCUGCUGCCGCUGCCGCUGCCGAACCUGUGGCUCCUGCGGCCCCUGCUCCUGCAGCUGAAGCAGCUGCGAACCGGUUCGAUUGGGAAGGGACGGGCGCAAAGCCUGAUACCGGAGCUAGCGCAGAAGCUAAACCUGCUGAACCUGCCUCUACCACUGAAUCUACCCCCGCACCCACCAAGGAAGACGCGUCCAAGUCGACCAAGAGGAAACCAAAUGAGGAACUAGAACGCCGGAAAGCGCGUGCGGCGCGAUUCGGGAUUCCGUUGGUGGAGAAUCCGGUUAGUACCAAGGGUGCUGGGGGAGCAGGUGGGCGUGGAAGAAAGGGAAAGAAGGGUGCGGAGGAAAAGGAGAAACCUGCUAGUGGUGCUGCUGCUAGUGGUGCAAAGGCAGAGGAGAAAAAGGAGGUUGCGAAGAAGCCGGAGGAGAAGAAGGAAAAGAAAGAGGAAAAGCCCAAGGCGGUGAAGAUUAGCGCUAAAGAGGCCGCUCCGAACGAUGAUGAUGCCAAGUUGGCUGCUCGGGCUGCGAGGUUCGGGAUUUCGACUGCUCCAAAGGCGGCGGCUGGGGGAAGCGCGGACCCUGCAGAGGACGAAAAGCGAAAGAAACGCGAGGCCCGGUUUGGUGCGCCUUUGGAUCGCGCGACCAACAGGCUUUUUAGUUUUCGUUGGAUUAUCAACUGUCGGCGUGACCGAGUGACUAAUUGCCAGUAUGAGCCACACGCCUGCACGCGGUAUUCCUACUCCCAGACUCUCGUCCAUCCCCACACCUGGCUCACGUCCUGGCACUGCUCAGAGCGGCAUUCCCGGACGCCCACGCAGCUCGACGGGAACAAACACGACGAUGGCGCCGAGAGACUUGGAGGCGAUGAGCAUGGCCUUGCAAGACGCGAUCAAGGCCCACGACCCAACACGAUGCGCAAACAACGAACUCUCGCCCCAGCUGCCCAGCCACCGUUAGCAUCAGCGGAAGACGCUCCGUGGCGGGCUCGCACAGACCACCCAGCGUGGCCUCGACAUCGUCCUCCAGGGCCAAGACACCCUCGACAAUCCAAUAUCGGCCGGAGUCUCAGUCGCGCAGGCCACGAGUUUGAGGUCGGAGACGCUGUCAAGAUCGAGUCGCUCGGUAUGGAAGGUACUUUACGCUUUAUGGGAGAGAUCGACGGCAAGAACGGCCUCUGGGCUGGUGUCGAGCUUGCCCCUGCCUUUGCCGGAAAAGGAAAAAACGAUGGUUCAGUUGCGGGCUCUCUGCCCCCUUGGAGAUCUAUCCCUCGUCCGUCCUCGGCAGCUUCGCACUAUACCAAUGGCCGCACUACUCCCUCUGUAUCAGGUCGGACAACCCCUUCUUUUGCCCCCGUCAAGACCAUUCCUGCCCGCAAGUACGUUGGUGUCACCGCCACCGACUUGAACUCCAGGAACACGGCUUCUCCUACUCGAGCUGCAUCUACACCUCUGGAACCCCCAAAGCCGGUCGGACCUUGCCUACUCCACGAACGCGACCAAGCUUGGCUCAACCCGGCAAUUCAACCCCCAAAGCAGCGAGACCUUACAAUCCUAUGCCUCCCCCACCGGUCCCUACCGACUCUCCCCGAAAAUGCGGCAGAACACGAUCACCCCAACGAGCCUGAACUCGGCUGGAGCCGACGAUGA